Guillardia theta CCMP2712 is the source of this 2346-nucleotide messenger RNA. RefSeq names its product Rad4,mus101,TopBP1 nucleotide excision repair (gene XPC). The coding region runs from base 1 to 2346 and encodes 781 amino acids. The transcript is spliced from 16 exons. Gene Ontology annotation, molecular function: single-stranded DNA binding; damaged DNA binding. Gene Ontology annotation, biological process: mismatch repair; nucleotide-excision repair. Lineage: Eukaryota; Cryptophyceae; Pyrenomonadales; Geminigeraceae. The record is from RefSeq and is a predicted model, not a curated record. Gene Ontology annotation, cellular component: XPC complex; cytoplasm; nucleotide-excision repair factor 2 complex.
AUGCCGCGGCGAAUGAGAGUCGGGCUUGUACAUGCCCUGCUGCUCUUUGUCUGCAUUGAACGAGCCCAUGUGCACCAAGCUGCUGGCCAAGACAGGAGGGCGAGCAAGGUCGCAAGAGGAUCCCCUCAGUUCUGCUGUCAACACAAGGCGAGCUGUGCAGGGAGAGUCGUCUCCUUGAAGCAAAUCAUCUCAAACAGGAUCCCACAGAUCUGUGAGAAAUGUGCGAAAGAAAACUUCGGCGAGGCUGUGAAUGUCACGAGGGAAGAGUUCCCGCUGGUGGAGGAGGGGAAGGAGUGCACCGAGGUCCCUCAGAAACGAAGGGCCACGUCGAUGCUGGUGGCUCAAGUCAACCCCGUCGUUGUAGGAGGGCACGGAGAGGCUCUGCAAGGAGACGAGUUCCCGUCCCGUGCCCUUGAUCGCUCUUGGUUCGCAAACGUCCUCAAUGCUCAGAGGUACAUGUGCGAACUCGCCAACUUGUGCUCGCACCUGCUGGCAUGUGAUGAACUAGUGGACGCGCUUGACGUCGAGGCCCUACAGAACUUGACGUUCCAGCCCGAGAGCUUCGAACUUUCUCUUUCCCGCUACAUCUCCCACCUGAGGAACGAUGCGGAGAGGCGUGCUAGCAGCCUUCAUAGGGAACACGCGGCGGGUCCCUCAGUCUCUAUGGGGCCUCCAGCGCGGAACUCUUCUCUGUGCCAGGUCCAUCAGGAGUGGCUGAAGACAGGAAUGGACAAGUCGAGGAGGAAGUCGUUCCUAGCUUGCUGCUGGAGGGAGAUGAAGCAGGAGGCAAGGAAGCAGCUGGAGGAAGAGAUCCCCAACUUGAGAGGAGACCCCUCCUUCCUCCCCGUCCUGUUCGCUGCACAUUGCAGGUGCCGCCUCGUCUUCUGCCUCCACCCGCUCCAGCCCGAGUCCAGCAGCGACCCAGCAGGAGCGCACAGAUGCUGGAACGAAGUCUUGCUCCCGGACAUGAGAUGGAUCCACUGCGACCCCCUUACCGGCGCCAUCAACUCGCCGGACGCCAUGGACGGGGAGCUCCAUCGCUCCUCCCAGGCCCCCGUCUCUUACGUCUUUGCUGUGGAGAGGCAGCGGCUCGUUGACGUGACCAGGAGGUCGAAUCUCCUCCUCACACUUGUCGCAUCUGACUCCUCGAAGCUCAUCGCAGGAGCACGACGAAGGCAGGAGGAGCUUCCAACCAACCCGGAUGCCUAUCGCAAGCAUCCUUACUUUGUGCUUGAAGACGGUUUGGCUGAGAAUGAGGUAUUCCGGCCAGGAAAGAGGCCGGCACCGAUAGGAACGAUCGCAGUGAAGGAUGCGAUGAAGAAGAUCUACAGGAGGGAAGACGUUUCGACGUUGAGGACGAGGGACGAGUGGAAGAAGAUCCUCUACAGCGUGCGGGAAGGCGAAGCUCCAGUCAAGAUGCUGGAAGACCUUCACAACAGCAUGUUGCGACAGACCCAAGGGGGGGAGACGCCCCUGGCGCAGCUCCAUCGACUCUCUGCCUGCGAGCUCUUCGGGGAGUGGCAGGUGGAGCCGUUUGAGCCGGGAAGGGCUCGGGAUGGCAAAGUGCCCAAGAACGAGAAAGGGCACGUCGAGCUGCUGUCUCCUCACCACCUCCCGCAGGGCUGCAGCUACAUCGACCUUCCGACAGCUGCUCUGGCUGCUCGGCGCUUGAAGGUCGGGGAGGAGCAGGUGGACCAUGCUCCUGCGCUGGUGGACAAGGUCGUGAGGUCGGGUCGCAUCCUCCCGAUCUUCGAUGGGAUUGUCGUCUGCAAAGAGCACGAGGCUCAAGUUCGCGCUCUCGCCUCCUCCAAGAGGCUCCCAGCUGUGCCGGCAAAGAAGCCAGAGGCCAAGGUUGAGGGGCAAACGAGCGAGGAGGAGGCGGCAAGGGUCUUGUCCAAGCUGAGGAGGAUCAUUCAGACUGUGACGGACUUGUUUCACCCCAUCGAUAAGCUCGAUUCAGCCGUCUUGUGCUCGAGUGCGGAUCUUCAAGGAAACAUCAGGAAACUCACGCGAGAGUUUUCUUCCGUGAACGAACAGAUGCGAGGGCUGAAGAGAGAUGGUAAGAAUGACCUGCUUCUGCUGCAAGACUUCACGUUCAAUGCUGUGGAUCAACCCAAGACUGUCACUGAAGAAAAUACAAUCAAGAAUGAAGUGAAGAAUCUUUUUGAUGUGAUCGAGAUGGUUUUGGUUGCAAUGAUGCAGAACUGCGAAGAAGAUUCAACGCGUUCCACCCAAGUGAUGCAUAUUAUCAGUCGCUCGGUAGAAAAUUUGCUGGAUGUAUCUAACGAUUUGCAAAUGUUUGUGAAUAUGUCGACAAGUCGAGGAUUGAAAAGUAACAGCUUGUAA